GGCUCACUCUCUCUGCUAAGACAGACAACACCCACACCCACUAGAGGAGUCUAUACCCAGAGGAACCUAAACUCUGCUGUCUUGGAAAGGAGUCAUGACCAAAGAGAUUGAGACUCUGGGAUUGGUCCUUCAGAACGAGAGUUUCAACUACCAGUGUUACAGUAACCUCAUCAUGGACUCCUGGGCCUACACAGACAGCCUACUUACCUACGACCAGUGCAAGACACCCAAAGAACAGAAAAUGGUUGCAUGCAGCCGAGGCAGCAGUAUGUACAAGCCAGAGAGGACACUGAGUGGCUCCUCCCCCGAGCUGGUCUCCCUGGAGACGCCUACCAACAUCAUCAACGUUUCUUCCAGCCACCCCCAGGAGGCGCUGGACCUCAACAGCAAGCUGUCGUCCCUCUGCCCUCCCUCUGUCCCUCAAAACUCCAGCGCCGACACCUACGACAAGCAGGCCAUCAACAACAUGUUUGACUCCCUGCUCUCCCAGAAGUGGCCCACAGAGACAGCCUUCCCUGAGGCCACCGCUGAGCAGGCUCUACCCUACAGUGAUCCCUUUACCAAGCAGCCCAGUCCAGUGUACUCUGACUCCUACACCAACUCCCCUCCAGAGAGAUACAGGAAUGAUUUCCAGUUCGUUUUGGGAGCCCCUCAAGCCACCCAGCACAAGUCGUCCCAGCUGCCCAUGGUUUACCUCAACAAGGGCCAGUUCUACCCUAUCUCCCUACAGGGGGUGGACAGCCCGUCCUCCAACAAAGUCAAGACGGUGGUCAUGGCGGUGUUUGAGAAUGAUAAGAGUGCAGAGAUCCAGCUGAGGUGCUGGAAUCACUGGCACGCAAGGCAGCCGACCGUUAAGCAGAGGGUCAUUGACAUCGCUGACUACAAAGAGGUGUUCAGUGGCAUCAGCCAUGUGGAAGAGGUGGCCUUCAAUGCUCUGUCUUUCAUUUGGAACCCCAACGAGGAAGGGAAGGUGUACAUUGGCAUUAACUCUCUGAGUACAGACUUCUCCUCUCAGAAGGGGGUGAAGGGGCUUCCUCUCAACCUCCAGAUCGACACCUAUGAUUUCAGCACCGGCACCAACCGCCUCAUCCACAGAGCUGCUGUCCAGGUCAAAAUCUUCUGUGAUAAGGGUGCAGAGAGGAAGAUGAGGGAUGAGGACAGGAAGAGGAGCAAGAGGAGAGGCAAAACUGUCAUCGACUCCAAAACCAUCAAGUCAGUAGUGUCCAGCUCCAUGGGAAGUGACAGCACCUUCUUCAAAACCCUGGAGGACCACGUCACCAACCCCGUCCUCUUCAUCCCAGAGAUGCACCUCUCCAACAUGCAGCGCUGUGGCCUGGUAGGUCUCCCUCCUCCCUCAUCUACUCCACCCUUCUUUAUCUUUCCUUUGGGAUUGAGGGAUCUUGCAGUUCACCACCACAACAGUGAGUUGAGUCAUGUUCCCUGCUAUCCCGGGACUGUAGCUCAAGGCUCUGGCACACACAAGGGGGAGGGGGAGGGGGAUGGUGUGGGAAAAUAA
Messenger RNA from Oncorhynchus kisutch (coho salmon), 1516 nucleotides. RefSeq names its product grainyhead-like protein 3 homolog. Gene Ontology annotation, biological process: regulation of transcription by RNA polymerase II. Gene Ontology annotation, molecular function: DNA-binding transcription activator activity, RNA polymerase II-specific; RNA polymerase II cis-regulatory region sequence-specific DNA binding. NCBI's taxonomy places the organism in Eukaryota, Metazoa, Chordata, Actinopteri, Salmoniformes, Salmonidae. The transcript is spliced from 11 exons. Gene Ontology annotation, cellular component: nucleus. The record is from RefSeq and is a predicted model, not a curated record. Bases 95 to 1516 code for a protein of 473 amino acids.